This is a messenger RNA of Neodiprion fabricii, 6526 nucleotides long. RefSeq lists its product as uncharacterized. Gene Ontology annotation, cellular component: membrane. The transcript has 20 exons. The record is from RefSeq and is a predicted model, not a curated record. Gene Ontology annotation, molecular function: glutamate-gated receptor activity. NCBI's taxonomy places the organism in Eukaryota, Metazoa, Arthropoda, Insecta, Hymenoptera, Diprionidae. Bases 196 to 5301 code for a protein of 1701 amino acids.
CGAAUUAAUCAAGCUUUCCACAUACAGGCUUUCUUUCCUCUUAAGGCGCUUCUUUAUCGAUGUAAAUAAAGAGGUAACACAUCAUCCGCUCCCUGCUGCCACCUAGGAUAUUUGACGAACGUACUACUACAAGUCAUCGCAUCCUCCACCGUUCGAUCUAGUGAUUUCCCUUCGCUGAUUACAGCUAACGCAACAAUGGCUAUUGUGGUCGAUAAGCAUAUAUUCCAGGGAAAAACAAAUUAUGAAACCGGGUCGACUGAAUUAUAUCGAAUAGUUUCAAAAACAGUCGACGAAAAUAUGCGGUUUGGAAGAAUUGAAGCACAUGCUUUUACCGAUUCAAGUCCCAACUUGCGUCGAGAUUACACUGCAUUACUCUCGAUUACAACGUGCCAUGAAACAUGGAAAUUAUUUCACCAGGCUAAGAGGGAAGACCUCGUACACAUCGCUAUUACGGAUGCAGAUUGUCCGCGAUUUCCCGACCACGAGGGCAUCAGCGUUCCGCUGUUGCAUCCUGGAGAGGAAUUAUCACAGGUGCUUCUGGACCUGAGAACGAGAUCGGCCCUUACUUGGAGUAAACUAAACGUCCUGCAUGACGAGACUUUCGGAAGAGAUACGAUCAGCAGAGUAAUGAUUGCUCUGUCAGUUGAACUUUUAGACUCGCGACUAGUCCCGACGACUAGAUCUAUUUUCACGAUUAAAGAGGCGAAAUCAGACCGAGGCAAGAGGCAGGAAGUAUUGAAAAUUCUCUCAAGUUUUUCCGAGGAGAGGCUUGGAAGUUGCUUUCUUGUCAUUGUGACGAUCGACAUGGUCGGCCUGAUAAUGGAAGUGGCUAAGUCGUUAAAUAUGGUUAACCCUGCAACGCAAUGGCUGUACAUUACGAGUGACACAACCUCACGAGAUCAGAACGUGACUAUGUUAAAUGAGAUCCUGAACGAGGGACAGAACGUGGCUAUUCUUCACAAUACGACGAAUACGGAUAUAACAACUUGUCAUGGAGGACUUACUUGCGACGUGAAAGAUCUCACCAGGGCAUUGGCAAUUGCUCUCGAGGACUCACUUGCCGAGGAGACUAAAUUGUCGGAACAAGUUACAGAGGAGGAAUUCGAGGCGAUAAGAUUUACAAAAAGGGAACGACGUCGGGACGUUCUGGAUAAGAUGAAAGAGCUUUUUAUCAGUCGAUCUGGAUCGGGGGGGAAGUGCGACAGGUGUUUGUCCUGGACAGUCACGUCAGCGAUAACCUGGGGGGAGUCCUUUGUUACUGGGAAAAAAAUAUCAGACGCGAGCGACAAUGGGACGGGCUAUUUCAUCGUUACCGGAACUUGGUCUCCUCGACUCGGUGCCGUGAUGACCGAUGCGAUAUUUCCCCACGUGGUACACGGUUUCAGGGGAAAGACACUUCCAGUAAUCACAUUCCACAAUCCUCCGUGGCAAAUAAUUAAUCGAAGUAAAACCGGCCAGGCUGUGUUCGACGGGCUUAUUUUUGACGUACUAAAGCAGCUCAGUCAUCGGCUCAACUUCACUUAUAACGUCCUCAUCGAAUCGGAUGAACAAGAUCAGAUGGUUAAGCCUUUGAGCCUUGGUGAUGCUGGAAGGGCGACGAACAGCGAGCAGCCUUCCAUGACUAACAGAAUUUCUUCAAACGUCAUCGAGGUCGUCCGUUCGAAAAAGGUCCUGAUCGCCGCUUGCGCUUACACCGUUAACGAGCAAAAAAAUAGCAUGGUCAAUUUUACCCGACCAGUUUCCACUCAGACUUACAGUCUGCUUGCCUCUAGGCCCAAACAAUUGUCCAGGGCGCUACUUUUCACGUCUCCAUAUACCAAGGAGACUUGGGGAUGUCUGGCGGGGGCCAUAAUAGCUAUGGGACCGAUAUUGUACCUGAUCCACAACUGGAGUCCGUUUUAUUCGAACACGCCGUUGUCACCAGGACUGAGAUCGCCCUGGGACUGCAUGUGGUAUGUGUAUGGCGCUCUGCUUCAGCAAGGAGGGAUGAAUCUACCACGAGCUGACAGCGGCCGACUGAUCGUUGGGACAUGGUGGUUGGUGGUUUUGGUAGUCGUCGCCACUUACAGCGGUAACUUAGUCGCUUUUCUAACUUUUCCGAGGAUAGACGCCUCUGUCUCAUCGAUAGACGACGUCCUGGCAAGGGAGCACGAACUCACUUGGACUCUGCCGAGCGGAAGUUACCUCUUCGAUUUCCUUGGUUCGUCCGAGGAGCCCAAAUUUCGGAGAUUCUUUUCCGGAGCCGCAAGGCCCAACGUCACGAACGAUACGGAUUUAAUGAAGCGCGUCAAGGAAGGAAAUCACGUCCUGGUCGACUGGCGAACGUCGCUCAGGUUCGUCAUGAGGAAGGAACUUCUCGCGACCGGAAGAUGCGACUUUUCUCUCAGCGCAGAAGAGUUCGUCCCGGAACCAAUCGCCAUGAUCGUUGCACCCGGUAGUCCCUAUCUCUCAAUCAUUAACUCCGAACUGAAACGAAUGCACCAAGUAGGACUGAUUCAGAAAUGGACGGCGGAGAGAAUGCCGAUAAAAGACAAGUGCUGGGAAAGGCCAGGCGUAAGUCAAGAGACUAGCAACCAUAAGGUUAACAUGGACGACAUGCAGGGAAGCUUUUUUCUACUUUUUAUAGCCGCGGCAACCCGAGUCCAAGGAUACGGUUCUUCUUGGCAUGAUCUUCCGGCUUCUGAGGCACCUCCGUUUCAACGUCCAGUGGACGUCAUGACGGAUGUGAUCAAUGAUCUUGGGGUGAGAAUUUUGCAACAAUACGGCGAGACCGGGCGUUACGGAAACGUGGCGUUUUCCCCUACGGGGAUUGGGUUUGUCUUGGCAGCAUUGUACGAGGGAUCAGCAGGUCCUGGACAUGAGCAGAUUGUGCACGCCCUUGAUCUUCCCCAGGAAAAAGACAUCACCAGGAUUGGCCUUAGGGAUAUUCACAGGAGGCUAAGGAGCUACCUCAGCCCUGACGGGUUUCUUGGUGGCCUGACUCUCAACAGAGACAACACAAAGUUGAGACCAGAGUACGAGAAUGUUCUCAAGUUUCUCGGCUUCGACGUGGCUUCUAGAGCCAACGGGUCUACCGAAAAUUCAACCUCAACAACACUUCCAGAAACUAUGGCAGAAGCUCCUACCACCCCUUCAGAUCCAAGUUCCCUGCCCGCGACUACUCCGAUUACGGUUGACGUAUCCGAGACGACGGAAUCCUCUACGAUCAUAACGACAUCGGUAGGUGAAGAUUUCGGAGAGGCUUUGACCAGCUCUUCAAAUAUGCCGACGACGAUCAUCGCCAGCACCGAAGAGCUGACGACGGCGACAAGUGACGUGGACACAACCACCAGAAUGAUCACCACGGAAACAAUACCUGCCCCAACAAUAACGGUUUCUGAGAUGGUCGAUAACUCUGGAGAGGAACUAACCACCAUUUCUAGUACCUUGCCCAUCCCGACGACGACGGAAUUGUUGACAACAACUUUGCAGGCAUCUUCGGCAUUGACGGAGGCAUUGAUCGAUGAAACUACAGAACUUGUUUCUUUGACAAAGAUGAGUGUCACGGUGGAUACUCCGGUUAUGGUUACCAAGGAUGCUACAACUGAAGUUGUAAUGCAAACUACCUUGGCAAGCGUCGAGGAAGUGACGGAUACCACGACAUUAGGUUCUACUACUGUGAACACCGAAGCCACAAUUCCUGGCGAGUCGACGACGCCGAUGGUCCCUGAAGUGGGUGUAGUAACUGAGAGUACAUCUACAGUGACUAUUGAUUUGGAAGAAGAUGGAUCUGAGAAUGAAUCGGAGCCGGACGUGUCCAUUUCAAGCUCUGAAGAAACGAUCGAAGAAAGUCUUGAAGAGUUGGCAACAACGACAGCAAUGGAAGAAAGGACUACGCCACAGCCGGAAGAGAUGGUCUCGAAUGAAAUUGUUUCCGAGUCUACAACAAGUCGUAUAGAUACAACAACCAUACUUCCAGAUGCUGAGGUGGAUACGUUACUAGAUUCGAUGAGCUCUGAAACUGAGACUUUACUUACUUCGGAACGCAAAAAUGGUAGCGCCGAGAUCACGACCACUUCCUCAUCUCUGGAAUUGGAAUCACGUGAACGACGAAGAGUCCGUGGCGUUGGGAUCAGGGAUCCUGUGGUGAGGACUCUGUUAAAUGCAAGAUCUGCCGAGCCAGAGGUAAAAGUGACGGCAAGAUCAGACUUGGUCAACUCGAAAGAAAUCGGCGCCGUGUGGAUCAACAGAAUUGUGGAGUAUUCUUUUACUGAGAAAAACGCUGACCGGAGCACGAAUUUACUGACAGUUCCAGAACAAGGCGGUGAUCAUCAAAAUGAGAAAUCUGUCAGCUGGAGUGCAAGUGGUGAAGCUGUACUGGAAGGUGAUAGACGAAAGCGUGGAACGAGGAGUCCAAGAAGUUAUUUCCCCGGCCAUUUUAACAUUCCGAAAUUUCCAAGUUUCCCUGUCUAUCCAGACUCUCCUGGAGCCUCAGAGGAAACUUCGUGGACUCGUAAGGUCGGAGGAUGGCGAGUGCACUCCUCAAAGCUGGACGAAGUCUCUGAAGAUUCGAGUGAACUGACCUUCCUCGUUAACGGGGAAGAGCCAACAGUUGUUUCUGCUGCGACAUACACAGUUGUCCUGCCUUUUGCAUUCCUGCCAUCCCUGCAGGUCUUGGCAUUGGAAUUUCCUCUGGACGAUCCGAGGUACAACAUUCUUUUACUUCUGCCAACGGACAGGGAUGGGACUCGCCGACUGGCUAAAGAGCUUGAAAGCGUCGGCCUCAGGGAGCUGAGGAAGGAACUACAUCCAGCCUGGGUCAGAGCGAUUAUUCCUUCGUUUAUGCUCAAGGGGUUCGUCACUUUAACGUCUUUUCUGCAGCGGAUUGGAAUCAGAGACGUCUUCGAGCCGCGGGAUGCCGAUUUAUCUCCCAUGACUGAUGACGUGGGCGUUUACGCGCGGGACGUACAGCAGAGCAUCGGUGUUAACAUACGAAAUUACAUGAAGCCUGACCGGACGCACUCGAGUGAGUGGAAUUAUUAUCAGGCCGAUCUGUCUCCUCCAAGGUUUCUUCCAACCCCCGAGCCACGUCUACGGGUCUUUCGAAACGAGCGUUACGAUGCAUGGCUUCCGAGCUGGCGGAAUUCUUACCAAUCUUUUAACCCAGGUCCUAUGUUAUUAGGAAACGGACUUUUCGAGCGGGCUGGACCAGUGAGUUUCGUCGCUGAGCAUCCAUUCCUCUUUUUCAUCAUCGAUGCGGAGACAGGCGUGUCCUUGAUCGCCGGGCGGAUAGAAGAUCCUGCAAAUUCGCGGAUUCUCUAACUCCACUGUUGUCGACUUUCGAUUCCAGUUCCUUCUAUACGUAAUAUCGAAUUGUUUUACUUUUUUUUCGGAAAAAGGAAAAACAUGGAAGGCUCUGAGACAGUUUUUUUUUUGCAAUGAAUCCAAGUAAAAGUAUCAUGCAUUUUGGGCAUUCCAUGUCAAAUCGACUCGGGUUUGAUCCUUGACCCCUCCGAUUUGCCUUGCGAUUUUUUAUAUGAUUAUUUUGAUUCUUGAAAGCAUUCAUUUUUUUCAAAAUUUGACGAAUUCGUUUGAAUUAGUUACAAUUUUUGAAACGACCAUGUUGUUUGACAUAAUUUAAAAACCAAAUCAGCCAGGUAGCAAAAUUUUUUAACCUUAAGCUGGAGUGGGCCGGCGUUCCUUUUAUAUUUUUCUCAAAAGAAUGAUUUUGAAAAACUAGAAGGAAGAGUCAAUUUGUGGCCACCUGUUCAAACAUUUUCAUGUACAAUCCCGAAUUUGUCAGAAUUUUUCAAAAUGAACAAAUCGUUUGUACAAUUUAGAAAUCUGAAACAUUCUUAAAAAUCCGGUAUUGCAUAUUAAAAUGUUUGAGUAAUCGCCCAUAGUAAUCUAAUUUUUCCUUUUAAUAUUUUUAAAUGUUUUUUUUUUUUUUGGUAAAGCUCGACAAAAUUUCAAGGGAACACCUACUACCACUCAAGACUCAAAAAUGUUGAUAUCUGACGCAUGAUUUUUCACAAUUAUUUCAAAUUUUUUAACUGUUUCAAUCAAUACAGUUUUUUAAAAAAUUUUUAUCUAAUUCAAAUUAAUCCGAAAAAUUUAGUGCUUUUGAGAGUCAAAACAAUCAAAUGAAAAAUCGUGAGUCAAAUCGGGGAGUUCGAGGGUCAGUCCCAGGUCAAUUUGAUAUGGAAUGCCCUGUACACAAAUCUUACUAAAGCUUGGCUUAUAUUCGCGUGUAAUUAUUAUGGGUUUUGAGUAUUUUUAUCGUAAUUUAAAUAGGAUUCGAAUGAUGAAUAACGUACUAUUUUUUUUUAACGUAAAUUUAUAUCAUAUUUAUAAUUGCAGCCCAAAUUAUGAACCGACAAUCGAACGAGAUAAUGCGCGAAAAUAAUGGUAUUUAAAACGGAGGAGUAUGAAUAGAAGGAUAUUUAUUUGACACAGCUUUAAAUAAAAGAUUUAUAUUAUAUAAACAACUGUAUAUCAUAAAUAUUUCAGUGAUUGUUAUCAUUAAAUAUACUUGCGCUAUUAAUUA